AUGUCAGAAGCGUCGAGCUCUCGUCUCUUGUAUCGCGGCUCACUCUCCCUCCCAGACUCUUAUAUCCUCUUAGAUGGACUCACUUUCUCAGCAAACCUUCUGGCUAACAAAGACCUCCUCCACAAUCCACUUGCACUAGCACUCGAGAGCAUGCGCGGUCGUCCCUCUCUCAGACUCAAAGGCACGGAAUCGCUCAAGAAUAUAUGCAUAGACCCUUCGGAUGAUGUCUGUAUGGACAUCCAUCCAUCCGCCACCCUCUCUCGGGUCUACUUUGAAAAUAUGCUCUGCUUAUCGCAUCUAUCUCCUGAUGGGCGGACGGAAAUGGGCGCGCGUGUAGCCUUGGGAGAUACUGAUGGUCCAGCAACGACAGAAAUACUAAUAUUUGGAAAGGCUCAUUCGUCGCCGACUACUCCAUCUAUAACAAUCCGUGUAGCACGCAUCACUCCAGCUACUCGUGCUCCCCGCCCAGACGAUCCUACACCCCGAAAACCGCCUCAGCAUCUUCUCACACGCACACAAUCUAUCGGAGAACUCGCUGCGAACACGAGGAUCAAAGUCAAAGGAGAUGAAUCAGAGGUGGUGAGACGGGCAAGAGAGGUAAUGCUGCAUUUACCGAAUUCGAAAUCACGGGGGCGAGGAAAGGACAAGGAACGAGGCAGCGCUGUGUUUAAAGUACCCACGCUCCCAGCAAAGAAAACCAACCACGCACGAGAAGCAGACGUUUUCGGACCUCUCAGUGAUGCUAAAGGUAAAGCAGGUGCGGUGGACGAUGGAGUUGGUGAUAUAGAGCAGGAGAACAAAUCUAUCAUCAAGAAAUUUACUGUAAGACACCUCGAUGCAGUUGGCGUAUCCAAGGCGCAUCCGGAGUUUAAGGAACUCUUUGGGUUCGUGUAUCGUGGUACAACUUUUGCUCUCAGAGCCACGAUAAAGAAAUCUUCUGUUAGUGCGCUAGCUCUAGAGACGCUUGUAGAAGCACACAUCAAGCUUUAUGUUACAUCACCCAUUUGA
Molecule: messenger RNA, 1008 nt
Organism: Suillus subaureus
Lineage: Eukaryota; Fungi; Basidiomycota; Agaricomycetes; Boletales; Suillaceae
Exons: 5
Coding region: 1-1008 (335 amino acids)
Source: RefSeq, a predicted model, not a curated record